AUGGAUCUGGAGAAUGAGUCUUCGAACUCUUCUUCUGGCGAUGGUCAAGGCAACGGAGUGAGAAUGUCAACUUCCUUUCACGGUGGAACUCGCCUCAAUCUGCCUUUCUACGACCAGAGCACUGACUCCAUCGCCGUACACUUGGUCGCCGUCCGAGAUAUACUUGAGAACAAGAUCAUUGAAGCGCGCGCUCUUGAAGCCCUCGGACGUCUUCCCUUCCACCGGCGCACAACUCGCUUCAAGGCCCGCUUCAGUCCUCUUCCACGAUUCGUGCGGAUCAACAGGGGGGAUCAUGCUCACGCUCACACCGACGAUGAACCAAUCGAGAUGCUCGCACACCGCGCUGAACGGGUAGGCAGUCAUGAUUCCACCACCAAUAACCUGUUCCCGAUGGAGUCGACUGCGCUCAGGUCAGUCUCGUACUAUGUCUGGAUGCGAGCAUUAGUGGAAAUACUCAGGGUGCUUAUCGCGUUUGUUCUGUGA
This is a messenger RNA of Aspergillus fumigatus Af293, 483 nucleotides long. The record is from RefSeq and is a predicted model, not a curated record. Lineage: Eukaryota; Fungi; Ascomycota; Eurotiomycetes; Eurotiales; Aspergillaceae.